CUUUUGCCUUCAGCCCUAAUCCUUUUCUCUUUUAUUCUCUACAUUCUGCGCCGCGUGCCUUGCCUAGUUCCCUUCAGCAUUCUUCUUGGAUCUUCACUCAAGUCUCACGCCGACACGCCCUGCCCUCAAUCUUCACACCCAGGUCCUAGUACGCCGUGCCUUCUGCCUUCUUCUUCUUCACACCGUCGCCGAUCCACUGCACACCCACGACUCCACUGCACACAGCACACACGUCUUCUUCUUGGGCCUUACACGAUCCGGUGAUUUAUGAAGCCGACGGAGCAAAAGAAGGAGACGGUUAGGUUUUACUCUUGAGCUGAGAGACUUUGAAUUGGGAGCACAUGCUUUUAGUUUGAGUUACAUAUUAACUUAAAUGGGGAACAUAAAAGAAGAGAGAGCACGAUUUCACGAGGAUCGGAUUAGUGGAAUGCCGGAUGAAAUUCUGGUUUCCAUUCUGUCUCUCGUGACACUGAAGGAGGCGGGGAGAGCUAGUGUACUUUCCCGCCGAUGGCAAAAGCUUUGGACUUUCGUUCCUAAUUUAAAUUUCGACACACCGACACAAGAGAGGUUAUACUAUUUGGUAGACCGUAGAUGCGAAAAGGGAUUGGGGAAAUCAUAUGAUAUUGAAAGGACCAAGUAUGUGAAUUGGGUGAAUCGUGUACUGAAAUUGCAUCAGCUUCCCGCUAUAGAUCAAUUUAGGGUUUCUUUUGAUUUGGGUGUGGAUUAUAGGCGUGAUCUUGAUAAUUGGUUCAAGUUUGCAAUCGAAAAGAGAGUUCAAAGGCUUGAGCUGAGCUUUGAAAAAUCCUGUGCAAAGCCCUGCCCUUUUCCAUCCUUGUACCGGCCUCACAGUUUUCCCCGGUGUAAUUCCCUCAGGGCCCUCAUUUUAAAAUAUCUGAGUGUAAGUGGAAAAGUUUUGGAGUACUUCAUAUGCAACUGCCCCUUGCUUGAACGACUUUGUGUGCAAAAUUCAGCUGCCCUUGUCAAUCUGAAAGUUGCUGGUCCAUUAAUCCCCUUGAAGUACUUAGAGAUAUUCGACUGCAUGAAGCUACAAAACCUAGAGAUUUCUGCAGAAAAUCUUGUAUCUUUCGUAUACUCUGGGCCAAGAAUAUCCAUGCCUUUUAAGUAUGUACCCAACCUUGUUGAGAUGUCUUUGAAGGGCAUGUAUUGUGAGUAUUCAAUGUAUGAAUUCUGCGAGUUUUCAAGUUAUCUUUCGCGGCUAGAGACCCUUAUAUUGAAACUUCCGAUGAUCGAGAAAAAGAUGACGCUCCUUGAAUUUCCUACAUUAAGUAAUCUUAAGCAAUUAGAGUUGAUAGCCUUUCAUGCAGGUGAUAGUGUAAGCCUUCUUCGGUUGACUUCCCUGUUAAAAGCAGCUCCUAUCUUGUGCAGGUUAACACUGAAGUGGCGGUACCGGUACCUAUCCAAUGGUGGAAAAAAAUUACAAAAAGCUCCAAAGUGUCCUCAUCAUUGCCUCAAACUGGUGGAAUUAGUUGGAUUUAGCGCGCAAACAAUUGAUGUCGAUUAUGUCAGGUAUUUGAUUGAGAAUGCUGUUGAGCUUGAGAAGAUCAUAAUUGAUCCUCGAAGUCAAAUUUCAGUCGAAUCGCCAUGGGAGUAUGAUGAGAUAGAGAUGGAGAAAAUACAAGCUGCUCGAGAGUGCGCGAAAAUGCUUGGAAGAGAAUUAUGUUUGGGUGAUAAAUUAGUAAUCCUGUAAUUCUUCCAGUAAUGAUCAGUACUAAUUUGGUGGAUAAAUUUUCAUUGACAAUAUGUUUUUGGAUAAUGAUAUUUUUGAAUAUAUAAAAUUUCAUUGAUUAUUUGAUCAAAA
Alnus glutinosa is the source of this 1819-nucleotide messenger RNA. Its product is annotated as F-box/LRR-repeat protein At3g58900-like. The coding region runs from base 374 to 1708 and encodes 444 amino acids. The record is from RefSeq and is a predicted model, not a curated record. Lineage: Eukaryota; Viridiplantae; Streptophyta; Magnoliopsida; Fagales; Betulaceae. The transcript has 7 exons. Gene Ontology annotation, molecular function: protein binding.